AUGGAGAAUACAAAUAUGUCUGAUAUUGAGUCUCAGUCGCUUCGCAGGUCGAACGAUCAGGCAGCCAACAACGCUAAUCAGCAGCAGCAUGCACACUACAUUUCCAUUCCAAUUCAAAGAGAUAGCGACUAUGCGGACGCUUCCGGGGUCGGUGCGCCGAUCUUGUCUAGAUCAAAUGCCAUCGAUGAAGAGACGGACCAGCAGUUCAGGACCAGGAGACAGUCCAUACUGGAUAACCCAAUCGGAUCCUUCAGGGGGGUCAAUUCGCUGAGCAAGUUUGCUACCUCUCUGAGAAGGGCCAACUCGUUCAGACAUAUCGAGACUGAGCCUGACAAGGAGAGAUCAUUUUUCAAAGACUCUGUGGACGAGACCUUCGAUCCGAGAACCAUGGCUCCGUCUCAUACGGGUCGGAAACUUUCUCUUGUGCUGAGACCCAGUCUGUCCAACAUGCUGAACAGUGCAAGGAAUAUUGACACGAACCCGUUUGUGGACGAAACGUCCGUGGAUUACGGGUCGACGUACUCGGGGGUCCCCGGGAUUGCAGAUCUGUCUGGGAUGAUCAGAAGGUCGUCCGCUUCCGGGCUAAGACCAUCCAUCUCUAUUGCAGACUUGACAAACAACCUUGGGAUGGACGGGUAUGUUGGAUCUAUUGCGCCAGACGCGGACUCAAUCUUGCUAAGACAAGUCGAGGACAAGGAUGGGAAAUUGAUCACAGUUCUUGCAGGGCAAUCCACGGCACCGCAGACCAUAUUCAAUUCGAUCAACGUUUUGAUCGGGAUCGGUCUCUUUGCACUACCCCUAGGACUGAAGUAUGCUGGGUGGAUUUUGGGAAUCACCUUACUUUCAGUUUUUGCUCUGGGCACGUUCUGUACCGCUGAACUGCUGUCUAGGUGUCUUGACACAGACCCAACGCUGAUGUCAUAUGCAGAUUUAGGGUACGCCGCCUUUGGGAACAAAGGUCGUGCACUAAUAUCGGCACUUUUCACAGUAGACCUAUUGGGUUGUGCAGUGUCGCUGGUCAUCCUAUUCGGCGACUCCCUAAAUGCAUUGUUCCCCCAGUAUUCUGUGAAUACUUUCAAAAUUUUGGCAUUCUUUGUGGUGACACCUCCAGUGUUCUUACCGCUAAGCGUACUGUCCAAUAUUUCGUUGCUCGGAAUAUUGUCCACCACAGGAACAGUUUUUAUCAUUGCAUGCUGUGGUCUGUCAAAGAAAACUGCACCAGGCUCGUUGCUUAACCCAAUGGAAACACGUUUAUGGCCUUCAAGUUUCGAGAACUUGUGUCUAUCAAUCGGAUUGUUGAGUGCCUGUUGGGGUGGCCAUGCCGUUUUUCCAAAUUUGAAGACAGAUAUGAGACACCCACACAAAUUCAAGGACUGUUUGAAGCAUACUUAUAAGAUCACUGCUUUUACCGAUAUCGGUACGGCAAUUGUCGGAUAUUUGAUGUUCGGUGAUACCGUGAAAGACGAGAUCACCAAAAACGUCCUGCUGUCUCCAGGUUAUCCCAAUUUUGUGUACGGAUUGAUAUCCGGUUUAAUGACGGUCAUUCCGAUUGCGAAGACUCCAUUAAAUGCAAGACCCAUCAUAUCUGUACUAGAUGUCAUUUUCAACGUCCAGGCGCCAGAAACGAAAUAUGAAGGCAAUAAGUUGAAGACGGCAAAAACGAUUCAGGUAGUCAACUGCAUCAUAGUGAAUAUUCUCUUUGUCGUGAUGGCCAUCAUUUUCCCCCAAUUUGACAAAAUAAUUGCCUUCCUUGGUGCUGGGUUAUGUUUUGCCAUCUGCCUGAUUCUACCAUGCUUGUUUUACACUAGAAUAUGCCGUGAUACUAUCAAGUCAUGGGAAAAAGCGGCAUGCUAUAUUACAAUUGUACUAAGUGCCAUUCUUUCGGUUUUAGGGAUCGGAGCAGCCGUUCUUGCAUAA
Messenger RNA from Huiozyma naganishii CBS 8797, 1917 nucleotides. RefSeq names its product Avt1p (gene AVT1). Lineage: Eukaryota; Fungi; Ascomycota; Saccharomycetes; Saccharomycetales; Saccharomycetaceae. Gene Ontology annotation, molecular function: amino acid transmembrane transporter activity. The coding region runs from base 1 to 1917 and encodes 638 amino acids. The record is from RefSeq and is a predicted model, not a curated record. Gene Ontology annotation, cellular component: vacuolar membrane. Gene Ontology annotation, biological process: amino acid transmembrane transport. The transcript has a single exon.